Amoebophrya sp. A25 is the source of this 2560-nucleotide messenger RNA. The record is from the annotation of a GenBank genome assembly. Lineage: Eukaryota; Dinophyceae; Syndiniales; Amoebophryaceae.
CUCCAGGGACAUGGACAUUCAUCCUCUUCAUCUGGAGGACGUCCAUCUGGAUUCUCAUUUCAGUCUGCAGUGGAUGCUCCGGAAGAAACGCUGGACGUGGCUGAGGCGCACCUUCUGUACGCUGCAGUCAGUUCUUCUGUCGGGAAGAGUGGUGCGCAUGCUGCGACGCAGGCGAUUGUGUUGACGGACUUCCUUCUUGAAAUCUGCCGCCGGAUCAACCGUGCGAAGGGACAAGCCGAUGAAAUCAAACUCCAAGUCGGAGGAGGGGGAGGAUCGUCCUCGUCGAGCCUAAUUAAGAGUCCCGGUUGGGGGCAACAUCGAAAGACGACAACGUCCUCAGUAAUAGGAAAAGGUCAGACACAACAUCAAACGGGAGGAAGAUCUCCAACGAGAACUCUGCAUGAUGACCGACGUGCUUUUCGUGUGGUGAACGAUGUCGAUUGUGCGUGGUACGAUAAGAUCGUGCACAUCUCGUGUUCCGCGCGUGCAGUGUUGGCACUCGAGGAGAUACGAGGUGUGAAGGGCGUUUUCGCUGCGAAUGCUCUGAAGGCAACAUGCAACUUCCGUGUGACGAUGACGCAGCAAUUCGAAGCCGCAUUUAUUGCAUUCGAAAAAGGUGAGUCGGACAAGGCGAGCAAGACGCUAACAGCCAAAGUCCGCAAGAAGUGGGGAAAAGGCAUGAAAAUCGUAAAGACCGCAGCUGCAAAGAUAGCGGAGUCUACUGCUGAUCAUGAAGGUCAAGAAGUCGUAGCGGCAGCACAAACGAAUGCUUCUCAAGUAGAGAGUGCCGGACAGGAUGGAGCAGGCGAUGCACAACUAAUCGGGGAUCACACUCAAAGUUCUGCAGUCGCGGCAGGGGAUGCUACACUCGAAGAAGCGACUUAUUCCGGACCAGGGUUGCCUAGACCGGGCAAGACUGGUUCCGACAUACCCGCUUGGAGAAGUCGCGAGGGUGACGAAACGGAGGACACGAAAAAACAGAAAGCAAGAGCCUUACUUGCGACGGCGAUGGAGUCUAUUUCUGCCGUGAUGGCCAUGAAAAGAAAAAUGCAGCCCGAAGCGAAACCUAGUAUAUUAUUUAUUUAUCUUGUUCGUUCAACUAUCUAUAUUUCUCUUUCUAGUAUAGCUCUACCUAUUUGAAAUAGGUGCCGAUCUCAAGAGAAAAUCUUGUUGUAUUUGUUGUCACACUUUAGGUCAUGCCGAAGAUCCACUCCUGCCUGUCCUGUUGGGUGCAGAUGACGCCAGGGCCGCAGAUAUCGACGAAAAGGAUGUGCCUGAAGAGGCACCGGUGGACGAUGCCACUGCUGGAGCCGAGACCGCCAGCCUGUCGGAGUCGAAGAAGCUCGAGAAGCUAAGGCGAGAAUUGCUUCCCCUGGCAGAUGGAGAGCACGGCGACUGGCUGGCGGAAGUCAUGAUGAACAGUGGAGAAGAGCUUGUAGAUGCGGAAAUUUCCGUGCGGGACCGUAUCAGCAUGGUAGCGGAAAGGGCUGAAGCGGAGGAGGCCGAAGGACGGAAGCAGAAAAAGAAGAAGAAGAAAAACAAGAAGUCCUCGAGUGGUGAUAAAAGUGAAUCACCAGGAGGAGAGGAAAGUGUGAGUACGAAAAAUGCGGAAAUGGCAGGAGAAAAUGGCGUUCAAAGCGGCGAAGAGGAAAGCGAUCAAGAAGAAGACGGGGAUCUAGAGGAUGUAGAUUUCGACGAUAUCCUCGCAGCAGAGGGUCUUGCGUCCUUAUUUAACGAUAUUCGUGGCGCCAACGGCCACAGUGCUACGGAUUUCCCCGAUGAGCUUUUUUUAGACUUGGUUCGAAAAGCGAAUCUUGACGAAGACUCGGACAGCAGCGAUGAUGAGGGAAGUAAAGGCGAAAGUGCGAAAGCGGCACAGCUUGUCCGCGGUCAGCGUUCCCGAAAUGGCUCAGGAGACGACGAGCAAGAUCGGACUUGGGAGUUAAUUCUACCUUAUUUUGACCUUGCUGGCGUAGGCGAUCCCCGACAGAAUCUCGAUCGUUUAAAAGAGCAGCUAGAAAGGGAACAAGAAAUGAUUGCGACUACAUUGGAGCGCGCGCAUAAUCUGGGUGAGCAGGUCGAAGCCAUUGCGGAACCCUGGUUCCAGACGCCGUGGCGAUCCUCGAAUGAAAGCGUCACGGUUACAUCAGCUGCCUCACCGUCAUCGAACUCGUCGAGGCGAGUAGCACAGCAACGAAAGCGUGAUGAUUCGAACUUUUCUCCAACACGUCUACCGACAAAGUGCAGCGCUGCGAGCCCUUCUGCUGCGGCUCUGGCGAGCACCAUCUGUGGGAACACCCCACCAGUAGCGCAGCGCAGAAGCGUGCUCGGUCGUUGCCACGCAGUAGGAUACAAGGGAGCGAAGCAGCUAGCGCACGUGCAUCGGAAGCACGUGUCACGCAUAACUGAUCUCGUGCAGGUAGAAACGCAGAUACUGCCGAAAAUUUUCGAGAAGAGAGUGGCAACUACGCAAAAGGAGCUUACGUCCGCCGCACGUUCUUUUGCAAAAACUAUAGAGAAAUUUUGCCAAGUGAAAAGUGAAGUCGUCAAGUAUGACUAG